This is a messenger RNA of Monoraphidium neglectum, 417 nucleotides long. RefSeq names its product Serine/threonine protein phosphatase 2A regulatory subunit Beta isoform. The record is from RefSeq and is a predicted model, not a curated record. Gene Ontology annotation, molecular function: protein phosphatase regulator activity. Gene Ontology annotation, cellular component: protein phosphatase type 2A complex. The transcript is spliced from 2 exons. Bases 1 to 417 code for a protein of 138 amino acids. Lineage: Eukaryota; Viridiplantae; Chlorophyta; Chlorophyceae; Sphaeropleales; Selenastraceae. Gene Ontology annotation, biological process: signal transduction.
AUGGAGCACUAUUUCUCAGAGCCCCUCCCCAGCUUCCGCGACGUCCCGCCCGCCGAGAAGCAGCUGCUCUUUGUGCAGAAGCUUCACCUCUGCGCGUUCACGUUUGACUUCUCGGACCCCUCGAAGCGCGUCCGCGAGAAGGAGCUCAAGCGGCAGACGCUGCUGGAGCUCGUGGACUACGCCAACAGCGGCCAGGGCAAGUUCACAGAGGCGGUCAGCGAGGACAUAGUGUUCAUGCUGAGCCAGAACCUGUUCCGGACGCUGCCGCCCAGCCGCAGCCACGACGUGGACAACUUUGACCCGGAGGAGGAGGAGCCGCUGCUGGAGCCCGCGUGGCCGCACCUGCAGAUUGUGUACGAGUUCCUGCUGCGGUACGUGGUGUCCAACGACACGGACGCCAAGGUGGCCAAGAAGUGA